CGCCACGCAACCGAACCGACCCACCAGAGCGCGCGAACAAAAACCCCAGGCGCGCCGCCUCGCCCCCCAUCCUCCCUCCCAUCUGAUCAAAUCCCCCACCGCGAGAGCUCUCGAUCCCCGCGCGCCCAUCCCGAUCCCGAUCCCCACCGCAACUCCGCGCGCGCUUCGCGAUCUCGAUCCGCCUCCCGCAAGUGCUCCUCCCCGUUCCUUCUCCCCCGAUCCACCCAUGCCCCUCGAUCUGGCUCCUUCCACUCCCGCGGCGGCGGUGGCGGCGGCGGAGGAGGAGGAGGAGGAGGUGGAGGUGGAGGCGGAGGCGGAGGCGGAGCGGCCGUGGCCGCCGCCGAUUCGGAUGAAGCUGGCGCCCUACGCCAUGUACCGCGUGUUCGGCGCGGGCCCGGCCGGCGAGAAGCUCGGCUGCGCCUACGUGGCGCUCCACUUCGCGCUCUACGCCGCCAGGGCGCUCGCCCUCUCGCCGGUCGCCGAGCGGGCCGCGUUCUGGUCCCCCGUCCACGCCGCGCUCCAGUGCCUCUGCUACGCCGCCACGGCGCUCGUCGCCUGCGCCUUCAUCCGCUGGUACAUGGCCGUCGACGGGGUCUACGUCGUCGAGUUCGAUCCGCCGCCGGAGCUGCUGGCGGCGGGUUCGAGUACGACGCCGCCGGCGGAGGAGCAGCCCCCGUCCCCGCCUCCUCCGGCGAUGGACAUGUGCUAGGUUUGGAUUAGCCCCGUGCGGUAUGUGUUCGCUUGCCUGAAUUGCGUUUUCUAAAUUCUAACCCCAUUGCAGGUUGUGAUUUCCUUGCUCGAGGUACGUGCCCUCCCCCAGACCUGUCUUUGAUUCGACAUUUGUCACUGCAUAACGUCUUGGAUUGUCGUAUUGCUUGAUUGUGCUGCUACUGGCAUUAGCUUUUUCAUGUGCAAUUGGUUUUCUGUAACUGAGAUUUGAGAAGACCUGGAUUUUAGGUUCGGCAUAUAGUUAUCUGCAUUGUAGAUGGCGAUUAUUAGAUGGUCUGGCACAUAUUGCUUUGCCUAUGGUAGAUUGGAUGAGUUUGUUUCCAUUUAGUGUAGUAUCUCGCCAAGAAAAUGACGUGAAGCAUGACCAGUGUGCUGUUUUGGGCUGUAGGGGUAUUCUGUUUUUAUUCUUGCAAGUUUUGUUUGGUCAAAAUAUACUAGCUGGUUCCUUAAUGCUUGCUUGCUUAGUUUUUGUUGACACAUAGCAAUUAUGAUUAUCUUUAUUUUUUUUGUGAAAUACAAUCUUGUCAUAAUUCAUUGCACGGGCAUGAAACAGUAGUCAUGAUUAUCAUCAUUUGCUAGCCAUUGCUUUUCUAACCCAUGUUUGAAGGUUAUGCUUACUGCAGAUUUGAUCUCCUUAAUUUUUCCAGGGACUUCGCCUUUGCAGUGCACCAGAGGUGACGAUCUGUCUUGACCAGCUAAGGCGAGUGCACUAUUGAAGUUGAAGUUAAUCCUGGAACAUAUCAAGUGAUGAUCGCCAUUGCAGUGCAACAGAGGUGACGAUCUGGCUUCACCAGCUAAGGCGAGGGCACUAUGAAGUUGAAGCCAAUCCUGGAACAUAUCAAGUGAUGAUCACCAUGCAGUGCAACAGAGGUGACGAUCUGGCCUCACCAGCUAAGGCGAGUGCACUACGAAGUCAUGAAGCCAAGUCUGGAAUGUAUCAAGUGAUGACUUACUGCAUGAUUCAGACACCAGCGAAGUCAAGUCAGCACGGCGGCGUUGAGUUUUUUCUUUUAAAGGGUGGAAUCAACGAAGCGGGCUGGCGAAGAAAUGGGACGAUGGAAGGACUCCAGUGGGCUGCAAACAAAGGGGGAGUCACAUGUGAAUGUGAAGAUGCAAUCACAUGAGGUGGCAGUGGAUUUCAUCCAGUGGCAGAGGACAAAAUCCAAUUGAGUAUGGCGAAAUCCAAUACACGGCGUCUUCUUCCUUCCUCUGAGCUCAGAUUGGAAGCACAGGAGUACAAGAUGACUGCAGCCAUGAGCCAUGGCACCAAUUCAUGGCCGAAUGAAGUUAUCGCCAUACCAGGUCCGCCACCCCUGAUUUCAUCACGUGUAAAGCAGUCUGAAUGUGAAGGUGUAAUGAGAUCACUGCCCUUGAAUAUUAUUCGAAUAGAGUUGUUGAGUUGUACCUUUCUAUAAAUACUAAUGUGCUAAUUUUGGCAGAAUUUUUUCAAUAGCAGACUUUUCAGUCUUGAAUGAAAGAAAAUUUGGUUGAAUACAA
Molecule: messenger RNA, 2226 nt
Organism: Panicum virgatum (switchgrass)
Lineage: Eukaryota; Viridiplantae; Streptophyta; Magnoliopsida; Poales; Poaceae
Exons: 2
Coding region: 227-709 (160 amino acids)
Source: RefSeq, a predicted model, not a curated record